CAAAAUUAAAAUGGAGAAUGCUGAGUCUAGCUUUUCCUCUUUGUUGUCGGAUAUUCAAAUGGCUAUCGAGGCUGCCACUAAAGAGAGCAAGUUGCGGGAGCAGCAAGAUCAAUCAUGCGUCAUGAGGGUGCCUUGGAGGAACACAAAGUGCAUGAACGACUACGAACCACAAAUGGUGUCCUUGGGUCCUUAUCAUCAUGGCAAACGAAACCUCCAGGCCUUCGAAGAUUACAAGUGGGAAGCCCUCGUCCAUUUUAUCAGGAGAUCAGAAAUACAGGCUGACGAGUUCGUUAAAGUAGUGCGACAAGAUGCAGCCUUACUUAUGAAGUGCUAUGACAAACUUGAGAAGAAGUGGAGUUCUUCUUCUCAAGAUUUUGUGAAGCUUAUGUUGACGGACGGAUGCUUUAUAUUGGAGAUCGUUCGUCUAGCAUUUGAAUACAAUAAGGAGGGCUACCCACCUGAUCAGGAACCAUUCUUAGGGCCAGACAUUAAUUGGCUUCAUAAAAUCAUCCUUAUACGUGAGGACAUGUUGCUAUUGGAAAACCAGCUCCCUUUCAGGCUUCUGUACUCGCUUCUAACUGUGCUGCAUAAGUCUUCUCCAAAUAAAAGUAAUUUGGAGAGGGAUGCCAAACGUGUAUUGAGAUUUAUUCAUUGGGACAACCCUUUGAAGAUGGUUGGAGUGGAUGACUUGAAAACUGCACUUCAUCCCACUGGAUUACCUUUAUUCCAGCAUGAGUCUCAAGUCUCGCGCAGAAUCGCGGCUGCAAGAAGACUACGUAUUACCGACUACAAAAACGGCACUUGAGCUCUCCAACGCCGGGGUCAAGUUCAUCCCUAGCAACAGCAUUGGAUUUCUCCAAUGGCAUCUUCGAACUCCCUUUCAUGAGGGUGGAGGAGAAGACCAGGCGAAAGCUCUUGAACCUCAUCGCUUUAUGAAAGGAUUCUCAAUAAAACCAACAACGGUGACUACCUACGUAAAUCUCAUGGUUGAUCUUAUGAAGAUGCCGGAGGAUGUGAAUGUGCUUUCGCGCCUCGGGGAUCAUCGAUGACUGCCUUGAGAGUCCUCAAGAGGUGGUCAAGCUCUACAGGGACAUCUCCUGUGGCCUACCCCGACCCACCGCUGACACCUUAUCGAUCCGUUUUGACAUUAGUAGUUAUUGGGACAGCAAACGGAGACGCUUCGGAGUCUAUCUCAAAAGGACAUAUUUUAGCAGCCCUUGGGCGUUCUUAUUGCUUGUGCUGUUGUUCUCUCUCAUUUCAUGGUGGAGAAAGACUUCUGAUAUGGCCAUGAUCCCAAAGCCACGUUUUUGGGGAAUCGACUAUAUAUAUUAUAUGCCUCUUGCAUGGCAAAGACGUGGGUUAAAUGGGUGAUGAAGUCAGUUUAGAUUACUUUUUAUUGUCAAUAAAUUAAGGUGGCCAACGUGCAGCCAUGCAUGUAUAUAUAUUUGAGUCAUUGAAUAAAGGGGGUGGAGCUGGAUGUGCUCGUGACGUUGUACUCGUGCAGCCAAUGUAUAUAAAUAAUUUCUUGAAAUGGAAUAAUUAAGGAUAAC
Molecule: messenger RNA, 1550 nt
Organism: Dioscorea cayenensis subsp. rotundata (Guinea yam)
Lineage: Eukaryota; Viridiplantae; Streptophyta; Magnoliopsida; Dioscoreales; Dioscoreaceae
Product: UPF0481 protein At3g47200-like
Exons: 2
Coding region: 11-805 (264 amino acids)
Source: RefSeq, a predicted model, not a curated record